This is a messenger RNA of Haliotis rufescens (red abalone), 788 nucleotides long. RefSeq names its product carbohydrate sulfotransferase 15-like. The transcript has 5 exons. NCBI's taxonomy places the organism in Eukaryota, Metazoa, Mollusca, Gastropoda, Lepetellida, Haliotidae. Gene Ontology annotation, biological process: hexose biosynthetic process. Gene Ontology annotation, molecular function: N-acetylgalactosamine 4-sulfate 6-O-sulfotransferase activity. Bases 1 to 729 code for a protein of 242 amino acids. The record is from RefSeq and is a predicted model, not a curated record.
AUGUCUCUUUAUAUUUGUAGCCUCAGUUUAAGACUCUCCCAGAGUUCACCAGCCCGUGUUGGCGGGUGCAAGAUGUCUCUUUAUAUUUGUAGCCUCAGUUUAAGACUCUUCCCGAGUUCACCAGCCCGUGUUGCCUCAGUUGAAGACUCUCCCCGAGUUCACCAGCCCGUGUUGCCUCAGUUUAAGACUCUCCGCGAGUUCACCAGCCCGUGUUGGUGGGUGCAAGAUGUCUCUGAAAACAAGUGUCCUCAGACCAUGAAGCGAAGCAGGGAGCCGCUAGCGUGGAUCGCCAGCAACGGGAGGAUGACGGGGGAAACAAGGAUGCUGCGUUGUCUGCCCUACUUCUUCAUCAUCGGCCAGUGCAAGUGUGGGACGUCGGAUCUGUUCAGUAGAAUCAACAGUCACCCUGAUGUAACUCCUCAUGCCAUGAAGGAGACACAAUGGGUUCGUCAGUCACAACUCAGCGAAUCGUGUACCUCCAUAGAUACGUACCUCUAUUUGCUGCAGAAGAGUGCCAAUUUCAUACGGAUGAACCACAGAAAGGACACCGUCAGCCCAUAUAUUUUAGGUGAUGGCACCCCCGCCUAUUUCUCAGUCAACGAGUUCUGGGACAUGUUGCCUGGGAACGAGGGAUGCAAAGAGCCGUGUGUGACAAAUCCCGACCUCAUCCACCAUCUGAACCCACGAGCGAGACUUAUACUGUCUCUCAGGAACCCUACAAACAGGUGACCGCCUCCGUGGUCUAGUGGUAGAGCGUCCGCCCGGAGUUCGAUCCCCGGCCGCGUCAU